Rhopilema esculentum is the source of this 2239-nucleotide messenger RNA. Its product is annotated as neurochondrin. NCBI's taxonomy places the organism in Eukaryota, Metazoa, Cnidaria, Scyphozoa, Rhizostomeae, Rhizostomatidae. The record is from RefSeq and is a predicted model, not a curated record. Gene Ontology annotation, biological process: neuron projection development; regulation of neuronal synaptic plasticity. Gene Ontology annotation, cellular component: dendrite.
CUCUUUUUCAAAGCGAAGCUUUCUUCAAUGGCGGAACGAAGCGUAAAAAUCACGUUGUUGUAGAUUUGCGCAUUAUCGAACGUUCCAAGCUCCACGAAUGAUAAGGUGAAGUGAUUAUUUUUUAAUAAUGGAGACCGAACCAAAAAUUAGAGAAUCUAUCACAAGAUGCGUGGGUUUGUUAAAGAAGGCACAGACAGACAGUGAAAAAUUCGCAGCCCUUCUUGUUGUUGGCGAAAUGGACAAAACUCAUAAAUUAAGCACUGAUGAAAGGAAACUUGUUUAUUUAUCAAUUGACUUAAGUUUCAUAAAGAAGCUUCUUAAUUCUACGAAAGAGCUGCAAGGUUGUGGCAAGAUGGCAUUGGUUUCCAUUGGCCUUACGAUUUUGUCAUGCACAGUAAAUGAAAUAGAUGAUUAUUCAAGCAGACACCACGAUAUUUUCCAAAUGGUACCAAAGCUGUUUCAAAUCAUUACUGAUGUAUCACAGGAAAAGCAGAAAGAUGUAUCUGAAGGUGACUUACCUCAAGAUAAACAGACAGAUAGAUCUGACAAGAAUCUGCUCGAUAAAGAAAUGCUUGAUCAUUGUUUUUCAAUACUGAGUUCUUUGGCCUCAAGUAGAAGUGGUUGUGUUUCUAUCAUAGAUAGUGGCUUAGAUUUUUUGAAGAAUGCAAACUUGAAAUUUGAAGAUGAAGUUGACAUGAAAGUUGGAAAGUUAAUUUGGCAAACUUUGGUAGCAUUAGACACUGAGCAAUUGAAUCCAUAUGCAGAAGCUCUAAAUGAUUGCAUGAGUAGUAUUGCUCACAAGUUUUCUUUGUGCCAAGACAUCAAAAAAUUUGAGCUUUUAGAACUUUAUUUUGAUCUGUUACUUGUAAGAAAAGAAAAGCUUUUGACCAAAGAUGAGCAUCUAAAAAUACAUGCAGAAGAUCUAAAGUGUCUGCGUAAAGGCAUUAUGGAAAUAAUUCAGUCGAAAACUGUUGUGAAAUACAGACAUUUGUCAUUGAAGCUUGUGUCAUUGCUCAUUGAACUCUGUGGUCUCACUUGGGCAUACACGGUCUAUCAAGAUGAAAACCAGAAGUAUAGUCAGAAGUUUUUGCACCUCGUGGUCUCAUUGACAGCAUUGGAAAUCAACUUGGCUUUCUAUGACAACAAGGACAAUUUUGAACUUCUGAGUUUUCUUUUUAGUACAAUUGAAAACAUAAUUGUAGCACUGAGUUCAACAGAGGACAAAGUUGUAACAGACCUGCAACAUUGCACAAUUGGUGCACCUAUCCUUCCCAAAAUUCUACAAACAAUCCAUGAGGCUAUCUCCAUUCUUGUUCAAUAUUUAGAUGAGGUAAGAAACAACUCAAGUGAGAGUGAUGCAUGUAAAGAUAUCAAAGUUAUUGCCUGCACCAGGCUUUUAUGCAUAUAUUUGUCAGAAGAAACCCAGGCAAUGAAAAAGGACAUAAUAAAGAUUUCACCAUUCUUGAUAAAGCUGGCAAAGGCUUCAUUUACCAAAGACAGAAUAGGUUUGUUAGAGUCCUUAAGAAUGAAAACAGAGGAUGGAAAUGAACAAAAAUUUCAAUCUAUGCCAUCCAUCUUUUCAUUUCUACUGCCUGUGCUAUGCCACUGGUCUGCAGAGAAGAAAACAAGGCAAAUAAUGUUGGAAGAAGAGAUGCAUAAAACUUUGUGGGAAUAUCUGUCAGGUUUGCUCUCCAACCAUGGUGAAGGAAAUGAUUCUCAAGAAGUGGUUGAAACAUUAUUUGGUGUUUUUAUGAAUAUUGCAAUCACAGAACCUGGGCUAGCUUCAGAUAAUGAGAAUAUUUUUGGAGAAAUCCUACAGAAAAUUAUCCAAGAUUUAGAAUAUGUUUCAUCCUCAAAGUCUAUGAGCCUUGUGAUGAAUGCUGUGACACUUGGGCUUAUCCUAGCAAGAUCACAAAACAAAGACAGGGAAACCAGUGUUGUAGCAUUCUUCAAACAAUGCUUGUCCAGCUUGUAUUUGUGCUGCCCGUAUAUAAACAGAGAGAAGAACAAAACAAGUAAAGAAUGGCCUGAAAUUGAAGAAUUGUGGUUUAUUGGCAUGGAUAACAUGUGUGCCUGUGCUGAUAGAUCAAUUGGGCUUCAAAAAGCUUUUGAAAAUGAUGCUGCCUUCAUGAAAUUUUCAGAAUUUUUGGAACAGAACAUGAACAAUAAAUCACCUAAGAUCAAGGAAAUUUGUAAUUCUGUGAUUAAAUUAAUAAAAAUUGUAAUUCAUAAAACAUAA